Molecule: messenger RNA, 765 nt
Organism: Microthlaspi erraticum
Lineage: Eukaryota; Viridiplantae; Streptophyta; Magnoliopsida; Brassicales; Brassicaceae
Source: the annotation of a GenBank genome assembly
AUGGCUUCUUCUGGUAUGUCUCUACAGUCUCUCUCUAUGACACCUCUCAACAAUCUCUCCUGUAACCACAAGUUGCAUCGAAGCUCUCUCCUCGGUUUCUCUAAAUCCUUCCAGAAUCUUGGGAUCUCAUCCAACGGUCCAGAUUUCUCCUCUCGAUUAAGUUCCACUCCCAAGAACCUCACUCCUGUUCGUGCUGCUCUCUCCCAGAAUUCAGGACAUACCGACACUUCCAGACCAAGUAAAAUUCAAGAACUGUCCGUGUACGAGCUCAACGAAUUAGACCGACACAGCCCAAAGAUUCUAAAAAACGCCUCCAGCCUUAAGUUCGGUCUCGGCGAUCUAGUCCCAUUUACAAACAAAGUCUACACCGGAGACCUCAAAAAGCGCGUGGGAAUAACCGCCGGUCUCUGCGUCGUGAUCGAACACGUCCCGGAGAAGAACGGUGACAGGUUCGAAGCCACUUACAGCUUCUACUUCGGCAACUACGGCCAUUUGUCCGUACAAGGACCGUACUUGACUUACGAGGACUCGUUCCUCGCCAUCACCGGAGGCACAGGAAUCUUCGAAGGUGCGUACGGACAGGUCAAGCUUCAACAGCUUGUGUAUCCGACGAAACUGUUCUACACAUUUUACCUUAAGGGUCUUUCUGGUGAUUUUCCGGCGGAGCUCACAGGAACUCCGGUUACGCCGUCUAAGGACGUGGCGCCGGCGCCGGAAGCUAAGGCGCUUGAGCCUAGUGGAGUUAUUCGUAACUUUACUAACUAA